Bombus impatiens (common eastern bumble bee) is the source of this 548-nucleotide messenger RNA. RefSeq lists its product as uncharacterized. Lineage: Eukaryota; Metazoa; Arthropoda; Insecta; Hymenoptera; Apidae. The transcript is spliced from 2 exons. The coding region runs from base 108 to 533 and encodes 141 amino acids. The record is from RefSeq and is a predicted model, not a curated record.
CGUUAUGUAGAUAAACACUUUCAAUGUGACCGCAGUGUUUUCCUACCUAUUAACUUACUAUCCGACUUUUAUCGCUAUCCACUAUCAGUACCUAUUAGUCUACCAUCAUGUCUACAUACAGCAAUCGGGAAUAUACGGACAUGAUACUUUCGUUAGGUGCGUGUGGUGUUAACGCAUCAGCCGCAGCUGAUCAUUACAGACACCGGUAUCCCAAUCGUCGACAUCCUGACAGACGUGUUAUUCAAAGAGCAGAACGAACCCUUGGCGAAUAUGGUUCUUUUGAAAAACUUAGACGACAUGGUGGUCGUCGACGACGCGUUAGUGUAAAUGUUGAAGAGCAAAUACUAAAGGACGUUUUGGAACAUCCUGACAUAAGUGCAAGAAACCUUUCUUUGCGGUAUAAUCUUAGUUGCUUCACUAUUCUUCGAAUUCUACAUGAAAACAACUUACAUGCUUAUCAUAUCACCAGGGUACAAGGACUCAUACUUCAUGAUAAGAUUUCGCGAAAAGCAUUUUGUCAUUGGUUGCUUUAACAGCAUGCCAACGAU